GUGCAUUGUGGGUUUUUUUCCGCAGGAAUGGCGGGAGCAGGUUUUGAUCCGCUUGGUGAGGUAGUGGACGGCAGCGAGCUGCGGGUGGUGAGCUCCCUGGACAGCCAGGGGCACUGCGUGCUCAGUAACCUGGCCGAGGUGGUGGAGAGAGUGCUCAGCUUCCUGCCCAUCAAACCCCUGCUCACAGCUGCAUGUGUGUGCCGGCUUUGGAGGAAUUGUGCUCUACGCAAGCUAAAAGCAAGGCAGAGGAUAGUUUGGAUCUCCUCCACUGAAGACACUGGAAAAGACCUGCCAUCUAGUCCUCACCCAUUGUUCCAUGUGGUAAAAAGAGAACUUGAGCAUAUUUAUGUGCUUCCACACAUCUUUAUUUAUGUCACAGACAGUCUGAUUUUACAAACUGAUGGCAACGACCAAGUUUCAAAGAGGGGUAAAAAGAAGCCUCUGUGUGAAACAGCGGCUGCAUUUGAGAAGAUUCUACCAAAGGAGUGUGAAAUACUGGGCUUGACUGCACUGGGAAUUGUAGCUACGCCAAUGGGAUCAAGUAGUAAUCGUCCUCUAGAACUGGAACAUGGGGAGGCUGGUUUUGGGCUUAUAAUACCUAAAAUGAAUGGAGUGAAAGUCCAGACAUUCCAUUUCAUAAAGGACCCAAAAUCGAGAUGUUUUGAUGAAAGUAAACUACAAGAAGCUGGGCUUAAAAAUAACCCUGAUCUUAGAGUGGUCCUGAUAUUUGGAUACAACACAUGGAGACAAGGAGACACCCGCUUCCUUACCCAAGUACUAGGUCCUCUAAAUGAGAAAAAUAUUAUCAUCGCAGGAGGGCAGGUUGAGUACUUGGCACCAUUCUCUCCCCAAAUGAAGGCUAAAGGCUCAACAUACACUGGUGCUGGUGGUUUAACAUUCAGUGGCCCACGGAUCCAGGCAGCUUCAGUCCUCCUAGACGUUAAUGUGGACAAAGUGGAGACUGCAGACUCUGUUAUCCAGCGUCUAAAAGCCGCUAAUAUCCCUGAAGAAAACAGCAUAGGGCUCAUGUUUGCAUGUAACGGCCGAGGAGGACAGCACUAUUACAAGGACAAUGUGGAGGCCGACUUGUUCCGUAAGCACUUCCCAAGCAUCCCUCUUUUUGGCUUCUUUGGAAAUGGCGAGAUCGGUUGUGAUCGCGUAGUAGGUGCCAGUUUUACAUUGAGGGAGUGUUGUGAUAACAGGGAUGAACUUUUGCAUGGUUACUGUACAGUGAUGACUAUCAUUCAUUUUGGCAAGUAGCCACCCAGCAGAUACAUUGCGAACAGUGUCUGUGGCCCUGCUCUACCACCUGUUAAUCACUGAGCUCUGCAAACUAGUGGACUAAUCUCGCUGGAGCCAACUUUAGAGCAAUGAUUUUAGUUUGGUCCUAGUUAGCCAUUUUAGUUCUGAUGCCUCAACAAGUAAAACGAAUAAAGAUUCUAUGUGUAAUUUCAUUUACGUUGUGUAUAAAAGUAUCUUUUCUUUUUGUCUUUGCUGCUUUAAGCCAAACAUGUUGCCUUAAUUGGCCACUUAAAAGGACACAUUCAGUGGUAAAGUAUUCAGUACAGUUUUCACAGUAAAGUGGUCUAACAAGUAUUACAUUAGGCUGUUGAUUGAGGAGUACUGAUCUUUCAAAACCUGUUCCUAGAAGGUACAAUUCUGAAAACCCAAAAAAGGAAAACCGUUUGAUGCUAUCUAAAUAAAUAUGUGCUUCCUUA
Messenger RNA from Pelobates fuscus (common spadefoot toad), 1718 nucleotides. RefSeq names its product F-box protein 22 (gene FBXO22). The record is from RefSeq and is a predicted model, not a curated record. The transcript is spliced from 7 exons. The coding region runs from base 28 to 1260 and encodes 410 amino acids. Lineage: Eukaryota; Metazoa; Chordata; Amphibia; Anura; Pelobatidae. Gene Ontology annotation, molecular function: protein binding. Gene Ontology annotation, biological process: regulation of skeletal muscle fiber development; positive regulation of proteasomal ubiquitin-dependent protein catabolic process; protein polyubiquitination.